AAUGACUCUUCCCAAAAAUGGCUGCGCCCAUGGUGAGACGAAGUUCUGCGCUAAUAAAUAACAUUUUUAGCAAUUAUAUAAGAACAAAUAUUUCAAAAUGUAAAAGAUCAAUAUCCAUUUCAAAGGUUAGUGGUGGGGAUCACACCUCGCAAACCCAUUUUGGAUAUGAAAAUAUUCCCGAAGAUGAAAAGGAAGAAAGAGUGUAUAAAGUUUUUGAAAAUGUUGCAAGUAAAUAUGAUCUGAUGAAUGAUGCCAUGAGUGCUGGAAUACAUAGAUUAUGGAAGGAUUAUUUUAUAAGCAAAAUGGCACCAACACCAGGAACGCAAUUAGUAGAUGUUGCUGGAGGGACAGGUGAUAUAGCAUUUAGAUUUUUGAAUUAUGUUAGAAAUGAAGAAAGUGAAAAUUAUAAUAAUCAAAACAGACAAUUUGAUGUAGAAACUCCUCCAGAAUUACGAAGCAUUUCAGAAUUAGAUGAAACCUCUGAAUCUGGAGAAGGCAAGACGGAAAAAGCAAAAAGUUUUGUAACAGUUUGUGAUAUAAAUCAAGCUAUGUUAGACGUAGGAAAAUCAAAAGCAGAAAAUUUAGGUUUUUCAUCAGAGACUUGUUUUAUCCAAGGUAAUGCUGAGAAUUUACCUCUAGAAAGUAAUAAAUAUGAUGUGUAUACUAUAGCCUAUGGUAUCAGAAACUGUACACAUAUAGAUAAGGUGUUACAAGAGGCUUAUAGAGUAUUAAAACCUGGUGGUAGAUUUAUGUGUUUAGAAUUUAGUCAUGUGACCAAUCCUUUAAUACAGCAACUUUAUGAUAGUUAUUCUUUUCAAGUGAUACCUGUGAUGGGCCAGGUCCUAGCUCAAGACUGGAAAUCUUAUCAAUAUCUAGUUGAAAGCAUCAGACAAUUUCCGAAACAGGAGGAAUUUGCUGAAAUGAUCAGGAAAGCAGGUUUUAAAAUGGCAAAAUAUGAAAACAUAACAUUUGGAGUGACAGCAAUACAUUCUGGAUUUAAAAUUUAAAUUAGGAUAAAAAUUAAAAUUGUAUAGAAGAUGAGACUUGUGAAUACAGUGUAUUUAUAUAUAAAUUACUGAAAACUU
Messenger RNA from Patella vulgata (common limpet), 1085 nucleotides. Its product is annotated as 2-methoxy-6-polyprenyl-1,4-benzoquinol methylase, mitochondrial. Gene Ontology annotation, molecular function: methyltransferase activity. The record is from RefSeq and is a predicted model, not a curated record. Lineage: Eukaryota; Metazoa; Mollusca; Gastropoda; Patellidae. The transcript has 7 exons. The coding region runs from base 18 to 1007 and encodes 329 amino acids. Gene Ontology annotation, biological process: ubiquinone biosynthetic process.